AUGAAUUGGGUUCCCGUGAUAGAUUAUCAUCUUUACGUGGCUUCGUCGUCGCUGCUGCACACAAUGAUCACUUUCUACCCAAAAGAACCCAAACCUAGCCCACUGAAUGAGAUCGAACGUCUACAAGCUCUAUUGCGAGCCAAGGAUGAUCAUUUAGACAAACUAAAGACGAAGCAGAGCCUAGCUCAGCUCUCAUCCAAGUGUGUGUCCGAUUUUGAACAAGAGUUCGAUAAACAGGAUUGGAGGAACAUGUUCAAUUCCUCCGCGGACUACGUUUUUUCAAUUGAAGAGCGUUUACGGCAGUUAGCGAAUCGUAACGGUCAGUUUCGCUCUUGGGCAGAGUUCCAAACUCUCUCGAACAAACUCGAGCUCUUUCUUCGAGUGGCACAACAACAUCAUCGAGUCAUGAAGAAAGCAAUUGAUGAGUAUGGCCGAGAGAUGCUGAAGAUUCUUCAAACCCUGGACGUUAUGAUAUUUGCUGAUACGAACAAUGAAAACGUCAUGGUCUUCGCACCGGAUCAGAUACUCAAGGAUGUAGCUGCUGCUGGGGGAGGAAAUUCAACUGGUGCAGCUUCUUCGAAAAUUGCCUUUGGGUCAGAUAUCAGCGUGAAAGGUAGUGUGACACCACAGAAUGGACUGGCUGUUCCGCCCUUAGGCUUCUGUGCGACUUCGUUGAGUGCUGAAACAGAAACGAUUAGAACAGCAAAUAUUCCGCCGCCACCUGUUGCUCCAGCGACUGAUGUCUUUACGCCACCAACGGAGACACCUUCCAUACCAUUCUGUGGUAACGGGCCUACAAUGCCGUUGCUGACCCCACCGGCUACACCUGAAAAUUUCGUUGCCGCUAGAAAUGUUCUACUCCCAGCUCAUUUUGAUAUGCGUCUUCCUCUUUAUGCUCGAGUGUGGUCUGCUGCAUCGGCUCUGUCCAAUUUUCUUCAUAUUCCACUGCCACCAUGCACACCAAACGAGCUUAACGCUGUCAGUCUUCCAGCAAAUACCACGACUGCUGGCGAAUCAUUGCUUCCACCUGCACAAUCUCGAAAGCAUGGAAUGCUUCCUCCAUUCACACCACCAGAAAGCCAGUUGCUGUUGAACCUGAAAACUCCUUCAAUCAAAGGAAGACGCUCAUCAAGAUUGCUGAAGAAGUUGGCUCCAGCAGCCGGGCAAGGCUCUAAUACGACAGUGUCUGCCGCAGAGACCACUAAUAAGGAGAUGGCUGACACAGUGAAUGUUUUAGUUGGGAAACCACUCACGAUGAGCUCUACGAUGAAUGCAGAACCUGCCAAUGCUGACGUAUUGCCACCGGUUGUGGAUUCGGAUCCUGACUGUGUACUCUCACGAGUCAUUAGUGGCUGUGAAGGCUGGACGACCUCCACGAAGAACAUCAUGAAACAUGCCUCGCUUCAUAGUCCUAUGGACAGUUUGACGAUGCAUUUUGUGAACACGGAAAAUUUCGGCGAAGAUAUGGUUGCAAACUGGGCCGAAUUUUUCGAAGCGAGACAAGGACUUUUUCGAGGCAUAGCGAACACGAAUAUCGGGAACCGCCCCGAAACAAUUGAGUUGAUGCCGUCCUCGUGGAGACCGACAAAAUUCCCGUCCGAACCACUUUGCCAUCUUUAUGUGUAUGAGUCAAAUCCAGGCGAGGAAGGUUUCAAGGAACAUGGAUGUGUAUGGGACUACUUAGAACAAAUCAGCAUGUUCAGGUCCCGACAGCAGUCAGCAGCCACCUAUCCUCCUGAUAGGCGACCCGAUCGGGGGUCAGGGAUGGGAUCGGCUCUCUACAAGGCAGCUGUCCUCCAUUUCCCGUCUAUCUGCUCUGGAGCAAUUCUACAGAACGACACGCGUUCGACGGCGGCGAAUUCUAACCUGUAA
This is a messenger RNA of Haemonchus placei, 1872 nucleotides long. The record is from the annotation of a GenBank genome assembly. Lineage: Eukaryota; Metazoa; Nematoda; Chromadorea; Rhabditida; Trichostrongylidae.